UGAUGGUGAGUCCAACUUCAGAGCAGUAUGACAGUUUGCUCCGGCAGAUGUCAGAGAGAAUUGAUGAGGGAUGUGGGGAGACCAUCUAUGUCAUUGGUCAAGGAUCAGAUGGGACUGAGUACGGUCUGAGCGAGGCAGACAUGGAAGCGUCCUAUGCCACCUUGAAGAGCAUGGCAGAGCAGAUCGAGGCAGACGUGAUCCUGCUGCGGGAGCACCAGGAGGCAGGCGGCAAGGUGCGCGACUACCUUGUUCGGAAACGUGUGGGUGACAACGACUUCCUGGAGGUCAGGGUAGCAGUGGUUGGCAAUGUGGAUGCAGGAAAGAGCACGUUGCUGGGUGUCUUGACACAUGGUGAACUGGACAACGGCCGAGGCUUUGCUCGGCAAAAGCUCUUCCGCCAUAAGCACGAGAUUGAGUCAGGCCGCACCAGCAGCGUGGGCAAUGACAUUCUGGGCUUCGACAGUGAGGGCAAUGUGGUGAACAAGCCUGACAGCCACGGUGGCAGCUUGGAAUGGACAAAGAUCUGUGAGAAAUCCACCAAAGUCAUUACUUUCAUUGAUCUGGCCGGUCACGAAAAGUACCUGAAAACCACCGUCUUUGGCAUGACCGGCCAUUUACCCGACUUCUGCAUGCUUAUGGUUGGCAGUAAUGCUGGGAUUGUUGGAAUGACCAAGGAGCACUUGGGCCUGGCGCUUGCACUUAACGUUCCUGUCUUUGUUGUGGUGACCAAGAUCGACAUGUGCCCUGCCAACAUCCUACAAGAAACCCUGAAGCUGUUACAGCGACUGCUGAAGUCCCCAGGGUGCAGGAAGAUUCCCGUGCUGGUUCAGAGCAAGGAUGAUGUCAUUGUAACAGCCUCCAACUUCAGCUCAGAGAGGAUGUGCCCGAUUUUCCAGAUUUCAAAUGUCACCGGGGAGAAUCUAGAUCUGCUGAAGAUGUUUCUUAAUCUCUUGUCUCCACGGACUAGUUACAGGGAAGAAGAGCCAGCAGAAUUCCAAAUAGAUGAUACUUACUCUGUCCCGGGGGUAGGAACAGUUGUAUCUGGGACAACACUGAGAGGCUUAAUCAAGCUAAAUGACACCCUGCUGCUGGGGCCAGAUCCACUUGGCAACUUCCUACCUAUUGCUGUCAAGUCCAUCCACCGCAAGAGAAUGCCCGUCAAAGAGGUGCGGGGAGGCCAGACUGCCUCCUUUGCAUUGAAAAAGAUCAAGCGUUCUUCCAUCCGGAAAGGCAUGGUAAUGGUGUCACCCCGCCUGAAUCCACAAGCAUCGUGGGAGUUUGAAGCAGAGAUUCUGGUGCUACAUCACCCCACCACCAUCAGCCCACGAUAUCAGGCCAUGGUGCAUUGUGGCAGCAUCCGUCAGACGGCCACGAUUCUCAGCAUGGACAAGGACUGCCUGCGGACGGGGGACAAAGCCACAGUGCACUUUCGCUUCAUCAAAACCCCGGAAUAUUUGCAUAUAGACCAGCGUCUGGUCUUCCGUGAAGGCCGCACCAAAGCUGUGGGUACCAUCACUAAGUUACUCCAGACCACCAAUAACUCACCAAUGAACUCCAAGCCACAGCAGAUCAAGAUGCAGUCAACCAAGAAGGGAGUUGUUACGAAACGAGAGGAUGGUAUUCCGCCCCCUGGGAUGGCAGCUGGAGGCCCACCAGCUGCGGACGAGGCCCCCUCAACAGCUGCAGCACCACUGACACCUGCUGCCCUGCAGCCGCUGUCAAAAGUCGGAGGAGGAGGCCGGCGACGUGGGGGUCAGCGCCAUAAAGUGAAGUCUCAGGGAGCCUGUGUGACUCCUGCCAGUGGACUUGCUGCUCUCCUCCUAUUUGCUGUCUCAGAUACAGGGGUUAUCAAACAGCUGGAAUUUCAGACAGGGGUUAUCAAACACCUGGAAUUUCAGACUUGGAAAGGUUAA
Messenger RNA from Opisthocomus hoazin, 1913 nucleotides. The record is from RefSeq and is a predicted model, not a curated record. Lineage: Eukaryota; Metazoa; Chordata; Aves; Opisthocomiformes; Opisthocomidae.